Molecule: messenger RNA, 1476 nt
Organism: Chanos chanos (milkfish)
Lineage: Eukaryota; Metazoa; Chordata; Actinopteri; Gonorynchiformes; Chanidae
Gene: fam177a1a
Product: family with sequence similarity 177 member A1
Exons: 5
Coding region: 37-654 (205 amino acids)
Source: RefSeq, a predicted model, not a curated record
UCGUCAAGGAAGAGAGAAGUGAGGAGGAGAGAAGAAAUGUCACUGUCGUUGUAUUUAACAAACGUUAAUGUGUCUUUGGGACAAACUAUGGACAUAGAUAAGAAUUCCGGUGUGGCGAAGGACUUUGAAAAUGUUGAACUUGGGGAUGUGGGAGUAAACAAGCAGCCGAAGAUACCACGAAGAACGAUCUACUUUGCCAGUGGAGAAACCAUGGAGGAAUACAGCACAGAUGAAGAGGAAGAGGAAGAACCAGUGAAAAACAAUGCUAUGAACACAGUUGAUCCUACUAAGUUGACCUGGGGGCCAUACUUUUGGUUUCAGAUGUGGAGGGUUGCUACCUCCACCAUCUCAGUCUGUGACUAUCUUGGUGAAAGACUGGCUUCGCUGCUUGGCAUCACGUCACCUAAAUACCAGUAUGCAAUUGAUGAGUACUACAGGAUAAAGAAAGAGGAGGAAGAGGAAGAGGAAGAUAACCGUCUCUCUGAAGAGGCCGAACGGCGCUUUCAGGAGCAGCUCAGCCAGGAUGGACAGCAGCCAAAGACAGAGCAGCCGGAGGCUACUCCCUCAUUUGUGAAUGUUACUUUUGAACUGGAGCAGGAACCACAUAGCACAGCUGAUGCUAACAAAGUCCCUGCCCCAAUUCCUUCCUCUUAAAGCGUCCCAUUAAACAUGUAUCAUUUUAUGUAUUAGUGCAAUGCCUUUUCUAAUUAUAUUUUGUGUGUUUGUUUUUUGUUUUGUUUUUUUUGUAAGCUUGAAGUACAUGAUCGUAGUUGUGGUCCAUUUGAAAAAGAACUUGAACAAAGUGUUGACCUCUUGCUUUCUUCGCAAGUACAAGAGUAAGAUCAGUAUGUGCUACUAUGAGUCCUGUUGUUGAUUUCUUGUGGACAUUUCUAUGCAACCCAUCUGAAAAUCCUUUUCAAAGCUGGGCAAAUCACUAUGGUUGCCACAUUUUUACAGUCAUUAUUCUCAGGAUUUCUAAUUAACAUAAUAAAAAAACGAUCAGAUACUAAUACAUGCAUACUGUUGAAAGAAAAUGACUUGCUUCAGAAAGGUAAAAUAUUCAGUCACUCAACCUACCGUGGAAGAACUCAGGUUGACCAUAAAACCAGUAUGCCUCAUGAGGCCAUGGUCAACAAGCUACAGAGAAAAGGGUUUUCAAGAGGCCUUCUCAUAGCCCCAUGCUUGAUAAAACUCACAGGCUGUUAUAUCAUCAGAAAUAAAGGCUAUGUUCACAGUAGACCUUAAUGAACUAUCAAUUGUUAAUGACAACACCUAUGAAUUAAAUGUGCAUACAUUUUUCUUUUGCCUCUGAACCAAAUUAACUUGAUUUUCUGACUUAAUCUCAGUACUUUUCUCCCAAUACAAAAACAGCAAAAACUUUUUUAAGUUACAAAAAAGGUGUAUAAUUUAUUCAUGUAAAAUAACUGAGACAUUUUUUUAUUAUUUCUUUUUGUACAUACCUUAAUAAAAAUUUAC